UCCGAAACGAACGAAAAGCUUCAAAUGGACCGCAAAUGUCGAGGCUGCAACCCUCGGGGACCUCAAAGAACAUAUACGUGAAGAAUAUAAUCCAGUAACACUUGAAAAUGAUGGAGCUGUUUUAAAGGCAUUUACCGUAAUCAUAGAGAUCCCCUCAAAAGCUUUCUCGGAUUGGUCGUUUCCAAAAGUGUGUCAGCUAUAUGGCCUUGGUGAAUCAGACGAUCCUUCAUUAUCAGUGUUCCCGCCUUUCACUUGCGAGUAUAAAGAACUAAAAACCGAUUCUUCCCAGGCGAUACUUAAACAUCUUAUAGCCGAACUGGAGGCCCGACCCAAUGGACGCGGACCAGUCGAUUUCGCGAUUGAUUUACUUCAAACUGCAAAAACGGUUGGCGUGACAGUGGUAAAGGAUGAAGAUUUUUACAAGGGUAUUGCUCAGAAUGCCGUACAACUCGAGUCCGCUUUAUCAAACC
Ambispora leptoticha is the source of this 470-nucleotide messenger RNA. The record is from the annotation of a GenBank genome assembly. Lineage: Eukaryota; Fungi; Glomeromycota; Glomeromycetes; Archaeosporales; Ambisporaceae.